Molecule: messenger RNA, 860 nt
Organism: Monopterus albus (swamp eel)
Lineage: Eukaryota; Metazoa; Chordata; Actinopteri; Synbranchiformes; Synbranchidae
Exons: 7
Coding region: 55-684 (209 amino acids)
Source: RefSeq, a predicted model, not a curated record
UGGCGUGUGUGUGUGUGUGUGUGUGUGUGUGUGUGUGUGUGAUGUAGAUUAAACAUGACUGGGCCAAAACGGACAUGGCAGCAAGUCAAAAUCAAAUACAAGAACAUUCUGCAGAAUGCAGUGAAAAAGAAUACCCACAAACAAGGCACGGGUGGUGGGUCACCAAAAGCUGACCUCACCCCAGCAGAGGACAUGGCCUUGGAGCUUAAUAAAGGCAGGCCUGUGUUGGAGGGGAUCCCUGGGGGGAAAGAGACAAGCAUAGGUCCCUCCCAAGAUGCCACCCGCUUCAUACAAGUGUCUGGCAGCACUGUGUUCCUGUUGGAGCCACCAGCACAAGCACCAGACAAUGCUGAUCCAGGUGAAGGCCCCAGUGCAGCAGCAACAGAACAUGAUGGCGAUGAUGAUGGUGAGGAGACCAUCUCUCUGGAUUCCAGAAGGCAUGAGGACCCAGAUGCUGUACAGUGGGAAAGCCAGCCUGGCAACAUAAGCUCACAAACUAUCAGACGGUUGUAUGGAAACCACCUCCGGCGCCAAAUAGAACUGGCAGAUAUAGACAUCCAGUACAAGAAAAAAAAGAUGGAAAAUCUUGCACUGGAGUCUGAAAUAAAAAAGAGGACAAUUAGGAAACUGGACCUUGAAAUAAAAAAACGUGAGCGGGAGCUCCAAGAAGAUGACACAUCUUAAAAUAAAAAAAAUAAGGUCAAUUCUCGUCAAGUGAGCCAUGACAUAUGAGCUCCCAUUGUGAGCGCACAGGACCAGUGACAUCUUUAGUAGGUUAUAAUUUUUUUCCCCAGCAAUCAGUACAAAUAAGCAUCGGUAUAAGGCACCGCCCUCUUUUCCCCACCCAACCAGCGCCAGGU